Phoenix dactylifera (date palm) is the source of this 1570-nucleotide messenger RNA. Lineage: Eukaryota; Viridiplantae; Streptophyta; Magnoliopsida; Arecales; Arecaceae. The record is from RefSeq and is a predicted model, not a curated record.
CCACCUUUCUUAUACUUGCUUCUUUGGAUUGAUGGGUUUGAAGGGGUUUUGUGUGGUCUCUCCGCUCCCAUGGGGAAUUUCUGUGGGAGGCCUGCCAAAUGUGCAAAUGCUCCUUUUUCGGUUGGAUCAAAGAAUUCACUGCCUAGCACUGGUGCCUCUAGUUCAAUAGAUUCAAGUAAAACAACUUCUACUGGGGUGGAUAAUUCUCUUCCAUCAUGCAAAACCGAGGCAUCACCUGCUGUUAGUUUGAAGUCCUCACUUGCAGUCAAUCUGAAGUCCUUUACCCUGAAUGAUCUCAAGACUGCUACUAAAAAUUUCAGCUCCAAUUCUUAUCUCGGUGAAGGAGGGUUUGGGUGUGUCUUCAAAGGAUGGAUUGAUGAGAAUACCUUUUUACCCACAAGACCAGGAGUUGGUAUUGUUGUUGCCAUCAAGAAACUCAAACGGGAAAGCUUUCAGGGACACAAGGAAUGGCUUGCAGAAGUGACCUAUUUGGGUCAGCUUCGACAUGAAAAUCUAGUGAAGCUCAUAGGAUACUGUUCAGAAUCUGAUAACAAACUUCUUGUCUAUGAGUACAUGCAGAGGGGCAGCUUGGAGAACCAUUUGUUCAAAAGAGGAGUACAGACUAUUUCCUGGGCGAUGCGAGUCAACAUUGCCAUUGGGGUUGCUCGAGGACUAUCAUUCUUACACAGCUUAGAAACCCCAGUAAUAUACCGUGAUUUAAAAGCUUCCAACGUUCUUCUCGACUCAGACUUCCAUGCAAAACUAUCGGAUUUUGGCUUAGCAAGAAAUGGUCCUACUGGAGAUAAAACUCAUGUUUCAACUCGGGUGGUUGGAACUCGUGGUUAUGCUGCUCCAGAAUACAUUGCUACAGGUCACUUGAGUGUAAAGAACGACGUAUACAGCUUUGGGGUUGUGUUGUUAGAACUUUUAUCAGGGAUGCGAGCACUAAAUGAAGACAGAUGUUCUGCAGAGGAGACUCUUGUAGAUUGGGCAAAACCAUUUUUGAAUGAAAGAAGGAAAAUAUCGAGGAUCAUGGACACAAGGCUGGAGGGUCAGUAUGCAAAGAAGGAAGCCCAGGCAAUUGCUGCUCUUGCCUUGCAGUGUCUACACACAGAUCCCAAAAACCGGCCUAUCAUGACAGAAGUUCUUGCCACACUAGAACAGCUCAGAGCAUCAAAAGAGACAACGGUACCUCGAAUCUACUCAAGGAAAUAAAGUCAAACUAGGGCCUUGAGGCAAUUAAAUCUCUUCAAUUUAAAUGGGCUGUGUUUCAUGACAAAUACAAGAACAAUAUGCAUGCCGCAAUAUUCAGGUAGUCCUGCAGGAUCCAUUGAAGAAACAACUGUCCGGAGUAUAUGGAUGUAUAAGCAUGAUUUCCAGGCAGAGUUUAGUAACAGCGCAUUUUGAAACUGAGAAACCUCAGAAUGUGGAAAGAGAAAAAAAACAAAAAUUGCACAUAUCUGUAGCAAAUGUGUUGAAUAUUUAAAAUUAUAUUGAUUUUUUUUUUCAUGGUACAUGUUCUUGUUGUAUAUUUAAAAUUAUAUGAUCAUUUUUACAUGUGUUGAAUCUA